Molecule: messenger RNA, 1293 nt
Organism: Hermetia illucens (black soldier fly)
Lineage: Eukaryota; Metazoa; Arthropoda; Insecta; Diptera; Stratiomyidae
Gene: TFAM
Product: transcription factor A, mitochondrial
Exons: 3
Coding region: 81-869 (262 amino acids)
Molecular function (GO): transcription cis-regulatory region binding
Source: RefSeq, a predicted model, not a curated record
CAGACGCAUCUUAUGUCAGAUUACUUAAUGUCAAAUGUGAGUAGAUUGUUGAAGGCGCGGGAACCGCCGAAACCGAUGAGAUGGCAAUUACUUUUUGUAAGAAUCGUGCUGGUACUUUACUCAUAAUGUGUCGAGGACUGCUGCAGUGUACACAGCAAACUGUUUCAGUGGCUUGUUCAUAUGCAGCUAGUUCGAAGUCACUGGAAGAUCGUUUAGGACUGCCUCCAAAGCCCAAGAAACCUCUCACCCCAUAUUUCCGUUUUAUGAAAGAAAUGCGGCCAAUUUUGAUAAAAGAAAACCCCACCGUUCCACUGACGGAUGUGGUAAAAAUGAUAGCCAAGAAAUGGGAAUCGGUUGAUGAAGUUGAGAAGGCGAAAUUGCAGGAUUUAUAUAAAAGAGAUCAAAUAACCUACAUAGAACAGCGAGCAAAGUACGACAGCAAAAUCACCGAAGACCAGAAACGCGAUUUGCAAAAGCUUCGCCAUGAAAUAGCCGUGGCGAAAGAAAGACGGGCUGUUAGGAAGCGAAUAAAGGAAUUAGGACGACCGAAAAAGCCAGCAUCUGCAUUUCUGAAAUUCAUUGUUGCGGAAAGGGCAAAGACAAAUGUUGACAAGCAGUCAUAUAAAGAAUGGCAUCGAAAAGUAUGUGAGAAGUGGGCGAGACUCUCGGAGGAUGAAAAAGAAGAGAUGAAGAAGCAAUGUAAAAAGGAAAUGGAAGAAUACAAGCAACAGAUAUCAAAAUGGGAAGAAAAAAUGGUUCGCAUGGGCAACAUUGAUGUCGUUCGUCAAGAAGCUAUGAUAGAACCUUCAAUUUCGCAAAAAGGAAAAGGUUCAAAAUUAACGUCAUCUGUUACGGUGAAAAAAGAAUAGGGACUCGGGUGCCCCCUAUCGGUAGACACUCGUGUUCGUUCUGUCAAACAAUCAUCUUCAACAUACGCUUUACUCAGCAAUGUAACGAUCGGAAAUAGUGGAGAUCAGAUGAAAAUAAGUAAGUCAUCAAUUAUCGAUCGGGAAGAUUCACAGAAAAAAAGGAAAUUUCCUAUAGGGGGUACGGGUGAAAUAAGUGAAUUGAAUAAUAAUCGGAACGCUAAAAAUAUGUGUAAAAAGACUUCAUCAGAUAAAAAUAAAAACGAAGAUGAUUUCAAGAAAGGGCUUAUGGAUCGUUUAAAGUCAGUGUUUAAAUGGUGACCAACUAUUUUCUGAUACAAUUCGCUGAAGUAGUAUUUUUUAAUGAUUUGCAAAAGAAAUUUGUAAAAAAAAUAUCUAAUAAAUGGAAAUCUACUUGAAAAUAAGU